GCGCACCACAAAAUAACUCCAGAAGAGGGCGGUGUCAUCCCUGGUAAUCACCCGGAGUUUAAAUCCCAAACCGCAGGUGCGCCUGCUCUCCCCUCAAACCUUGACCUCAGAAAAAAACACGGUGAACGUUCGCUCCACCGUUUGCUCGCGUGCCACACCGAACCUGCGCGCUGUGCUUCCGUGACGUCGCUCCAUUGAAGCCUGUGGUUGGAGCGCGAGUUCUUUUCACGUAUCUACUGGGAGAGAGAGGAGAGCGAGCGCGCCAUGGUCAGCGCUUUGAGAGAACACUGAAAUCAACCGGGAGGGACAACAUCCUAGACAUGGAAUGAGACUGUGCAACAUUAUGUCUUUCCUGGCUGUCUGACGUUAUUUUUCUGCUCAACCAUUGAAAAGGAGGUUUGUCGUUUACGUAUUGGAUUCCAGAGCACUGGGAACACCCCGGUCUCUAUUUAUCUUUCCGUUUCUCCCCCUCUGGUUGAAAAGUCACCAGAGUGGAAAGGAUAUUUCGCUUUAUUGGAAUUAUAGCUGCUCUGAAGAUGAUCUCCGGUGUUUUCUGGGAACAUUGUAUUGGAUGAGAACCUGUGAGCAUCAUGAGUACCAAUGCCUAUCAGCAGGGCUCUUUGGGCAGUGAGCGGAGCUCUGGACCUAUCCGGUGCCAGCGUUGUCGGGAGGUGUGUAAGGGAGAGGUGGUGCGCGUUCAGGACACACACUUCCACGUCAAGUGUUUCACCUGCACAGUGUGUGGGUGUGGCUUGGCUAGAUCUGGGUUCUAUCAGAAGAGUGGUGAGUACAUCUGUACGUCAGACUACCAACGUCUGUACGGGACGCGUUGUGACCGCUGUGACGGAUUCAUCACCGGGGAGGUGGUCUCUGCUCUGGGGAGGACCUACCACCCUACCUGCUUCGUCUGCAGUGUCUGCAGGAAGCCGUUCCCUAUCGGAGACAGAGUGACGUUCAGUGGGAAGGACUGUGUGUGUCAACAGUGUUCUCACACACUCGUCACCUCCAACGAACCAAUCAAGAUCCAUGGACCCAGCCACUGUUCAGGGUGUGGAGAGGAUAUAAAACAGGGACAGUCUCUGCUGGCGUUGGAGAAACAGUGGCAUGUCAGCUGCUUCAAGUGUCUAACCUGCAACAUGGUCCUCACUGGGGAAUACAUCAGCAAGGACAACGUGCCGUACUGUGAGUCUGACUACCACGCCCAGUUUGGGGUUAAGUGUGAGACGUGCAGCAGAUACAUCAGUGGACGGGUACUGGAGGCAGGGGGGAAGCACUACCACCCUACUUGUGCCCGCUGUGCCCGAUGUCACAUGAUGUUCACAGAGGGAGAAGAAAUGUACCUGCAUGGUGGUGAAGUAUGGCAUCCUUUGUGUAAGCAGGCGGCCAGAGCAGAGAGAAGACUCAGGCACAGACGUCUGUCCGAGACCUCCAUCUCUCCACCGGGUUCGUCUAUUGGCUCUCCCAGCCGCGUCAUCUGCGCCAGGGUGGAGAAUGAGAUACUAGACUAUAAGGACUUGGCUGCACUGCCUAAGGUCAAGGCCAUAUACGAGGUCCAGCCACCUGACCUCAUAUCAUCCUACCAGUCCCAGCAUCAUCCUACCAUAUCAUCCUACCAGCCCUACCCCAGAUACUCCUCAGAUGACAUAGAGACCUUCAGCUAUGGAGAGUCACCUGGGACUCUCUGUUCUCAGAAGCUGUAUUACAAUAUAGACAAGAGACAGAGACAGUGUUCCAGCCCUGCCUACAUGGACGGCUCUCCCUCCUUCAACCGCCAAGCCAUGUCUCCCAUCACGUCUCACUCACCGCAGCACUAUGGACACCCUGGCUCUGAGAGUGGCAGGAGCUCACCCUAUUACGGCUCGCUGGAGGGGCGGCCUAGUACUCCUACCACAUACCACGCCCCCAAGCAUUUCCAUGUACCAGCCUCAGGUGAACCCAACAUCUACAGCAAACCUCCCAUCUAUAAGAGAACGGACAAUCUCCCAGCCACCAAAAGCAGGACCAGCGAAGAUCUAAUCACAUCCUCCAGACUGUCUACCUACUCUCCAGAACACUACACACAGUCAGAGUCUGACUCCUACCCCUAUCCCAGAUCCCCUAAAGCUCUCCGUGCUCCUAGGAGAAGGUAUUCUACAGGAGGAGAUGAAGAGAACUGGAGUCACAGCAGUCUUCAAAGAAUCCAGAGUGGUAUAGGGAGGAUGAUCCUAAAGGAGGAGAUGAAAGCUAGAUCUGGUUGCUAUGACAAUGACCCUUGGGGCAGCGCCCGGAAUUCCCGCAGCGGCAGCAAGGAGGCUCUCACCACUACCAGCUACAACAGCACCGGCUACAACAACACUGUCAAUGGCUCUCCUCCAUCCCAUUACAGCUUAGACAGUGACUCAUACAAGUCAGCCUCUCUACCAGGAUACAGGCGGAACGGUGUCAACAGGCCCCAGAGUGCAGCCGCAGACUACUACCAACAGUAUGACAGCAGCAGUGAAGUCAACUGGGGAACCAGAGAAUACAAGGUGUACCCGUAUGAAGUACUGAUCGUGACCACCAGGGGGAGACACAGACUGCCUAAAGACGUAGACAGAGCCAGACUAGAGCGUCAUCUGAGUCCCGAGGAGUUCCUACAGGUGUUUGGGAUGACCGUGGCAGAGUUUGACCGGCUGGCUCUCUGGAAGAGAAAUGAAAUGAAGAAACAGGCCCAACUCUUCUAACCAUGGAGAGAGAGAAAAUUAGAAGAGAGAGAGAGAGAGAGACAGAGAGAGAAACUGUUCUAAAUAGAGAGAGACUGUUAAUGACAACAGAGAGAGGUCUUACGUCAGAAUGAGAGAGUUGCGACAGACAGACAGACAGACAGACAGACAGACAGACAGACAGACAGACAGACAGACAGACAGACAGACAGACAGACAGACAGACAGACAGACAGACAGACAGAGGGAAUGUGUAAUUUCACUGCCACAGACUGAACUAAACCCUCCCCACCCCACCACUGCCCAGGGUCAAAAGAGAGAGAGACAGAGGGAGAGACACAAAGUUCAGGAGACUUUUGGCUUUGCCUUACUAUUGUGGAUGAUUUUAUACCUUUUGAGUGUGCAGCACCAGCAAACUAAGUGACUAGAAUGUAGAUAUCAUUUACACCUCUUCACCACAUCAGAAUGAAUGAAUGAAUGGAUGGACGAAUAAACACACAAUGCUUAUGUUUUUAAAUGGAUGUUCAUUGAUGAUCAUUUCUCCUUUUACUUUACUACUUGUAUCUUGUGGUUUACAGUGAUACUGGCAGCAUGCCCAUCUUUUAAUGACAUCAUACCUAUAUUUUAAUGACAUCAUACCUGUGUUCCAAUGACAUCAUGAAAUUAUUUUUCUGACAAUGAAAACAUUUCUUCACAUUGUGAAUGUGUACAGUACAAAAGAAGGAUUGUUGCUCCACCAGAUAUGCUAAUUAUUCACACAACAAUAGGCUACAGACUGGAUGUAUUGACUGUCAGGAAAACGAACACAUGCUAGACGUACCUGCUGUAGCGUUGUGAUAGAGGGAACACUAUUGCUUACACACGGGGAUAAUAGUUGAAUUAUGAAUACGUAUUCAUCUUGGAACAUUGCAUAAACAAACAUUAAAUACAGUUUGUAUUGCGGACAUGAAAUGAGAAGUGUGUAGCUUGGUUAACAUACAGUUCUAGACUACAGUUGUUUGCAGUUAUGAAGACGUAUCCAGUCACAACACGUAGGUUGCAGAUGAACAUUCAUAACACAAUAUUCGGAGGGUUGGUUUCCUUGACACGUAUUGAUCCUCUACUCCUGGGCUGAAAACGUUCAUAGUCCGGGUCUUAUUUGAUCAAAUUGAUCCUUUUCAUUUGAAACUACAAAACAUACUGUAACUAUCUCCUUGUCAUAGCUUUUCACAGUUACAUCAUGUAUCAUUUAUUCCAAUAAAAUGAUGUUUUCAUGUGUA
Molecule: messenger RNA, 3940 nt
Organism: Oncorhynchus nerka (sockeye salmon)
Lineage: Eukaryota; Metazoa; Chordata; Actinopteri; Salmoniformes; Salmonidae
Product: actin-binding LIM protein 3-like
Exons: 23
Coding region: 591-2702 (703 amino acids)
Biological process (GO): cytoskeleton organization; cilium assembly; lamellipodium assembly
Cellular component (GO): stress fiber; actin cytoskeleton
Molecular function (GO): actin filament binding
Source: RefSeq, a predicted model, not a curated record